Theileria annulata is the source of this 2400-nucleotide messenger RNA. RefSeq lists its product as uncharacterized. NCBI's taxonomy places the organism in Eukaryota, Apicomplexa, Aconoidasida, Piroplasmida, Theileriidae. The transcript has 12 exons. Gene Ontology annotation, molecular function: RNA binding. The record is from RefSeq and is a predicted model, not a curated record. Bases 1 to 2400 code for a protein of 799 amino acids. Gene Ontology annotation, cellular component: nucleus; NELF complex. Gene Ontology annotation, biological process: negative regulation of transcription elongation by RNA polymerase II.
AUGUUUGACGGAUCAAAAGCAAUUGAGGCACUUAUGUCCUAUUUAACCUCAAAAUAUGAUACUGAUAGGAUGAGAAUAUAUAUGGAGGAUAAGCUUAGUCAUGACAGUUGGAAUCCACCAGAACUUUAUUGGAACCUAAUGAAGUCUCCUCUUGUUGUUUCACAUAUGCUAAAAAUAUAUCGCGAUAAGCCAAAGGACGAGUUCUUGUCCUCAUGGUACCAAGACUACAUGAACAACUUCAGUUCGUAUAUCAAGAUGGAACAAAGUGAAGUAAACAAGGAAGGCUUGUCUAGAAUUACAAGCAACUUCAGUGUUUUCACUCUAAGAAUAUCAGAGGAGAUCCAUAAAUUUCUUCUUACGAAUAACUCUUCGGAAUCAAUUGAAUUAGACUCACUCGAUUCAAUAAGUCCAUUGUUUUGGCACGCAGAAAAUGCAUAUAUAUACUCUCAAGCUCUACUCCACUUUAUUUAUCAAUGGAGGAUUGACUUAAGGGGUUGUAGGAGAUUGUCUCAACUUAUCGCUAAAGCUACAACAUACCCAAAUGAAAUACUUCGAGAGUCUCAGCUUAAUAUAGACUCUGUACUAGAAUGGUCAGUGUCACAAAUUCACCUACUGAUGACUAACUUUUCAAGAUUUCCAACCCUACACUCAUCAUUUAAGAGACUAUUGUCGAGCAAAAAAUCAAAUGAAGAUAAAUUUAACCACCAGGAACUAUGUGAUUUUUAUGAUGAACUUAGUAAAACACUAAAGGCCUUCGAUAGUUAUGGGUUUCUUCUAUUUGAUAUCAGAUCAGCUCCAAAAACAGAAAAAGAACAUGAUGAUUCAAGUGAAGAAAUCGUUGUGGAUGAAUCAGUAUCUCAAUUUGGAGAUAAAAGGGCUGAUGAAUACAUGAGACUUAGAAACGCACCAGAAAUGCCACCCCUGGAAGCAAUAAGGGAGAGUAAUCUACUGAAUGACCUUAUAGACGAUUUUUCAAACAGAGAUUCUAAUAUUAAGGAGUCAAAUUCGUGGAUUAAGUACGCAAACCUGCUGGUAAUGUUAUCAGUACUUUCUCCCUACGAACUUCUAUACUUCCACUACUAUGAAAAGGUCUCAAAUUAUAUUAAGAAACUACCUCAAAGAGAAGUUUGGCAACAGUUUUACUUACCUCCAGAUGAGUAUGAGUCAGAUGACUCGAUAGGAUCAAUUGAAAGAUACAGAGAUUAUGGAGCAAUGUAUGAUCAAGAAUAUGGAUCGUCAGAGGAACAUAGUGAUGCAUCUAGUAUAACAGCAUCAGACGAAUAUGAAAUCAAGACUGAAUCGCAUGUCCACAAGGCUUGGCAAACCGAGACUUCAAAUUCUAUACUUUCAUCCAACGUUUUCUCAUCAAGUUCAAGUAAUAAGAAAUUAUCUAAAUCUAGAAAAAGAAAUGGAUAUAUGGGUAGUGAUAAUACUGAUGGAUCUAAAUCGCAUGAUUCUGCAAAUAGAGAAAACUUUAAAUCAAGGUCAGGUUCAAGUUAUUAUAAUAUAAAGAGAAGAAAACCCUCACAUGAUUAUGAGGAUGCUCUUAUGGAUGACGUGGGAAGUGAGUAUAUGGAAAUUAAAAGCACUCUUGAAAGUGCAAUAUACAACAAUAUAAAUGAACAGACUAAGCUUGGUCCUGGUAAAAAUAUCUCUAAGGAACGGCUUGAUGAGAUGAAACAACUCUAUUCUCAGUUUAAGUUAAAGUGUGAUAAGUUGAUGAACAUUGCAAGGAAUGAUUUGUACAGCCUAUAUAGCAUCAUUCACAAUCAGCAAGAUACUGUAGAGGGAGAGUAUGAAAUGAGGAAGUUCAUUGAAACCAACAUAGCCUCAUCAGUUGUAAUUUCUUACAUAAACCAACGAGUUUUAAAGAGCAGAAACAUAAACGAGCUCAGUGAUAUCAAGCUCAUGCUCCUGAAGGAGAUCGCAGAUAAACACCCAGUUAAAAGAGGUUUAAUAAUUCUACUUCUUAGGGAUUUUUGUAAGCUUUGCGUUAUCGGCAACAUGGAUGAAAGCCCAAAUAAACUGGAGAGGUUGGAAGCAAUUGUGGAUUUGUUGGUUUAUAUUUCAAGAUUCGAUCGUCAGUGUAUAACAAUAAUAUCAGUAUUCGACUCAAUGAUUGACUUGGUUGACAGAAGUAUUAGUAGAGUGUUCAUAUCUAAAAUGCUAAAGUUCUGUGGUCCACCUUAUUCAUUGGAGUUCUCGUUAAUGUUCAUUAAAUUAAUCGAAAAGUUCAUCAGAUCAGGAAAUGGAGGACCAAACGUUCAAAUUGAGAUAGAGAAUACUCUCAUGAGGAAGUACAUAAACCCUUUCGUAAAAGAAUGUCUAGAGAAUAACUAUAACAACCAAGAAAUAAUACAGAUCGCAAAACGAUGUGAUUUUAAAAAUGACAGUGAAUAA